Molecule: messenger RNA, 1609 nt
Organism: Styela clava
Lineage: Eukaryota; Metazoa; Chordata; Ascidiacea; Stolidobranchia; Styelidae
Source: RefSeq, a predicted model, not a curated record
UAGAGUUAUUGCGACAAUAUGAAAAAGUAACGUAAAGUAUUUUAAAACAAAAGGCAAAUGUUCUAAUAUAGAUCAGCAGGAUGCUGUUAGUUCAAUCAAUGACAAGAACGAAUAUCGAUAAAGCGAGCAAAAUGUGUGUGAGGUUAGCAUAAAUGAAUAGCAUUUCUUCACCUAAAAUUUGUCGUAUAGCCAAGAAACCAGAUGAUAAAACUUUGUGUGAAUAUCUAUGCAAAUUCACCAAUUUACUGAACUAAUUCACAAUCGCUUCAGUUAAACAAUAUGUAAUAUAAAAACUCAAUGAUGAGUACAAGAAAUUUUGGAGUUGUGUUACUCGCUAUAUUGCUUUUCGAACUUAUCCUGUUACACCACGUUCGAUGCCAUAGCUGGGUAGUAUGUACCGAUUACAUAGAAAAGAAUGGACUUUUUUAUAAUCCAAACAAAUGCAGGGGUUAUCCAAGAGCAGCAAAUCGAUUCUUGCCAAAAAAUAAAGAGUUCGGAUCAGAAACAGGAUAUUCACACCAGCCAACGGAAGAUCAGGCUUGCAGGGUUCGAAGAAAUGAUCACGCACAUUAUGAUCUCGAAUAUCCAAUGGCAGUUUAUUAUCCUGGUCAGCAGGUUGUACUGGCGCAUCCAAUGAAGGAGCAUGGGGCCGAUGCGGAUUGUACAAAUCCAUACAUUCCAGAUACGGGGAACUGGAUAUACAGAAGCGACCGAAACGCCCGAGCCGACUCAACCCUUUCGCAAUUCAUGCAGAACUUAGUUUUUGAUCUUUCCGCUUCGCCUUUAAACGAUGAGAUACUUUCUAAAUCUUACCCUAAACCUGGAUUUCAAAAUGCACCCGCCUUCUGUUUGAAUCAAGACAAAUCUUUGGGAACAUAUAGUUUCAAUGUACCCUUGAAUUUGAGUCCAGGUCGUUACACCUUCAUGUGGUUAUGGGCUUUCAACAACAUGGGAGAUCUUUUUACAACAUGUUACGAAGUUCAGAUAGUCAGAGAUCAGAUAGAGAGAGAUAGAAAACUAUUGAACAACGGUUUUAAAAACUUCACGGAACCCUGUGGGGGAAUGACUUCUAAUCCUGAGAUUCGUGGUGUUUGUAACAUGGCAGUCGGACAUAAUACGGCAGGAACGAACAAUGAAAUUGAUGGUGGCGGAGGGGCUGAAGCAGUGCAACUUCAUUGGAUAUUAUUAUUCGCUUCGAUUUUUGUUCAUUUAUUUUGUCUAUGUAACUGAGUCUGCUACACUGUAAAAUUUGCAUUUUCCCAUGAUUCAAGUCAUCAGCCUGAUUGCAGAGUUACAGUAGGUCCAUCAGGCCGAUGUGGCCUACAGCACUUACCAAACGUAGAUAAUAAAGUAAUCUGAAAUGGUGAUUUUAAAUCCGACUUGUGUUCUCAAACGGGGUAAAAUGACCCCCUUUGCUAUCACCGUAAACGUUAUAUCCUGAUCAUGAUUGGAAGCGGCAUUUAAAUAGCAUGCUUUACAACUUAUAACCUUCAAAUUUAAUUCGUUUCAGUAUUGUUUGUACCUACCUUGGAAAUUAUAACUAGAAGCAUUAUUUAAAGUAUAUAAUUAUAAAGGAAAAAUGCUACUUUAAUAAACUUCGAGAAUAUGA